AUGAGCCAGGACGAGGGUUACAAAAUGACGCUGCUGGAAGAGUUACAGGGAGAUGACGAAGAGGCAGUGAUUGACCAAGGAAGAACGAGCAACGUCGUCAAUAUUCACUAUGAGAAGGAGGAGUUGGAAGGCCACCGGACCCUGUACGUGGGCGUGCGGAUGCCGCUGGUGAGGCAAAGCCAGCGGCAUCACCGUCCCCACAGCCAGAAGCAUCGGGAAGAGGAACGGGAGAAGGACUCUGCCCCGACGGAGCAGGGCUACCACUACACUCCGUCCCAGCGAGUGCAGUUCAUCCUCGGGACCGAGGAGGACGAGCAGCACGUUCCCCAUGACUUGUUCACCGAGCUGGAUGAGAUCUGCGUGAAAGAGGGUGAAGAUGCCGAGUGGAAGGAAACGGCAAGGUGGCUGAAGUUUGAGGAGGACGUGGAAGACGGCGGCGAGCGCUGGAGCAAGCCCUACGUGGCCACGCUGUCCUUGCACAGCCUCUCUGAGCUGAGGAGUUGCAUCAUCAACGGGACGGUGCUGCUGGACAUUUGUGCCAACAGCAUCGAAGAGAUUGCAGAUAUGAUCCUGGGCCCGCAAGACCAGUCCACGGAGUUUGACGAGCACGUGCGGGCAAAAGUUCGAGAAGUCCUACUGAAGAAGCAUCACCAUCAGAAUGAGAAGAAAAGAAACAACCUUCUUCCCAUCGUCCGCUCGUUUGCUGAUGUGAGCAAGAAGCAGUCAGACCUGCACCUCCUUGACAAGCCAGCCCAAACACUCACCCCUCAUCCUUCUCCUACCACUGCAGAAGCUAAAAAUGGGGUGAACCACGAGAGCAACGCGAUGGACUUAAGCAAGGCGCAGCUGCAUUUCAUGAAGAAAAUUCCCACCGGGGCUGAAGCAUCCAACGUGCUCGUAGGAGAGCUGGAUUUCCUUCGCCAGCCCAUCGUGGCAUUUGUCCGCCUGACCCCGGCUGUCCUCCUCUCGGGCAUGACGGAAGUUUUCCGUGACGUUGCCUAUAAAGCCGAGAACCGGGCUGACCUCGUGGCCGGCAUCGACGAGUUUCUGGAUCAGGUCACGGUCUUGCUGCCAGGAGAAUGGGAUCCAUCGAUCCGAAUCGAGCCCCCGAAAAACGUCCCUUCGCAGAAUCGGAGCGUGCACCUUCCCUUGCUCUUUGGAGGUUUGAUCCUGGACGUGAAGCGCAAAGCCCCGUGGUUCUGGAGCGACUUUCGGGAUGGUCUGAGCCUGCAGUGUCUGGCGUCCUUCCUCUUCCUCUUCUGUGCCUGCAUGUCCCCUGUCAUCACCUUCGGGGGACUGCUGGGGGAGGCGACCGACGGCCACAUCAGUGCCAUGGAGUCACUGCUGGGCGCAUCCAUGACCGGCGUGGUGUAUUCCCUCUUUGCUGGCCAACCUCUCACCAUCCUCGGCAGCACUGGACCCGUCCUCGUGUUCGAAAAGAUCCUCUACAAAUUCUGCAAGGAGUACGCGCUCUCCUAUCUCUCUCUGCGGGCCUGCAUCGGGCUGUGGACUGCCGCCUUCUGCAUAGUGCUGGUGGCCACCGACGCCAGCUGUUUGGUGUGCUACAUCACCCGCUUCACCGAAGAAGCCUUCGCCUCCCUCAUCUGCAUCAUCUUCAUCUACGAGGCUCUGGAGAAGCUGAGUCACCUGCGAGAGACCUACCCUGUGCACAUGCACAGCAAGCUCGACUUCCUCACCGUCUACUACUGUAAGUGUGAGGCACCAAGCCAUCCCAGCAACGCAACCCUGCGUUUCUGGGAGAGCAACGAGAUCAACGUGUCUGGCAUCGCCUGGGAAAACCUCACGGUGACUGAAUGUCGGUAUUUGCAUGGAGAGUUUCACGGACCUGCCUGUGGACGCAAUGGCCCCUACGCGCCUAAUGUCCUCUUCUGGUGCUGCAUCCUCUUCUUCUCCACCUUUGUCCUGUCGAGCUUCUUGAAGAAGUUUAAAAGCAGCCGUUACUUCCCAACCAGAGUGCGGUCCACAAUAAGUGACUUUGCUGUUUUCCUCACCAUCGUCAUCAUGGUGCUCACUGACUUCAUGACUGGGAUCCCGUCACCGAAGCUCCACAUCCCCCAUAUGUUCAAGCCUACCAGAGACGACCGCGGGUGGUUCAUCUGCCCCACAGGACCCAACCCUUGGUGGACGGUGGUGGCUGCGCUCAUCCCAGCUCUGCUUUGCACCAUCUUGAUAUUCAUGGACCAGCAGAUCACUGCUCUUAUCGUGAACAGGAAGGAGCACAGGCUGAAGAAAGGAUGCGGGUACCACCUGGACCUCUUCAUGGUGGCCGUGAUGCUGGGGGUGUGCUCCGUGAUGGGGCUGCCGUGGUUUGUGGCUGCGACCGUCCUGUCCAUCACCCACGUGAAUAGCCUCAAAGUGGAGUCUGGCUGCUCAGCUCCAGGAGAACAGCCCAAGUUUCUGGGGAUACGAGAGCAGAGAGUCACUGGCUUGAUGAUCUUUGUGCUCAUGGGCUGCUCAGUCUUCUUCACUUCGGUGUUAAAG
This is a messenger RNA of Grus americana (Whooping crane), 2502 nucleotides long. Its product is annotated as electroneutral sodium bicarbonate exchanger 1-like. NCBI's taxonomy places the organism in Eukaryota, Metazoa, Chordata, Aves, Gruiformes, Gruidae. The annotation marks the transcript as partial. Gene Ontology annotation, cellular component: plasma membrane. Gene Ontology annotation, molecular function: sodium:bicarbonate symporter activity; monoatomic anion transmembrane transporter activity; solute:inorganic anion antiporter activity. Gene Ontology annotation, biological process: monoatomic anion transport; regulation of intracellular pH; transmembrane transport. The record is from RefSeq and is a predicted model, not a curated record. The transcript is spliced from 18 exons.